AUGAGUGCUUCACUCAGCAAGCAGCUUGCAUUGCAGGUAAUCACAAUCUGUGAGGAGGUAGGCGAUGAUGAGCGGAUUGACAGUAUUCUUUUUGAGGAUGAGACUUUUAUAGAGAAGCUCAAGAGUCUCUUGCCAACAUUUCCAGCCUCAUUACAAUGGCUUAUCAAACAUACUGCAACGACGGCGAGAAAUCCGAAGGAGUAUGGUGCAAGAGAUAUUACAAAACAUAGGGCCUUUAACACCUUGUGGACGGCUUCAAAACCUGAGCUUAAGGCGGUCGUCGGAGAGUUUCUCCUCUCUUGUUGUAUCAAGCCAGCAAACUUUUGGAAAUGGAAAUCAGAACAUGUUCCAGAGGUGUCGAUAAACUGCUAUCUUGAGGAAGUGUACCGCUCCCAUCAAGAUCGACAGCGUGAUACAGUUAGAUGGAGGCUUUUGUUGAUUUCAAUCGCUGGGCUAUUGGAAAGAUUUAAUCAUGCACUCCUGAGGAAUGGUACCCGCGAGGACCUUAUUACUAUUAUCUCAAAUUCCAGCUUAAGCCUGCAGCACAAAGAUGAAAUCCGCAAGGAACUUCCUGGUUGGAUUAAUAAAUCCAAAUGA
Molecule: messenger RNA, 597 nt
Organism: Blastomyces dermatitidis ER-3
Lineage: Eukaryota; Fungi; Ascomycota; Eurotiomycetes; Onygenales; Ajellomycetaceae
Exons: 2
Coding region: 1-597 (198 amino acids)
Source: RefSeq, a predicted model, not a curated record